Messenger RNA from Harmonia axyridis, 1189 nucleotides. RefSeq lists its product as uncharacterized. The coding region runs from base 503 to 1030 and encodes 175 amino acids. NCBI's taxonomy places the organism in Eukaryota, Metazoa, Arthropoda, Insecta, Coleoptera, Coccinellidae. The record is from RefSeq and is a predicted model, not a curated record. The transcript has 6 exons.
AGAGAGAGAAAAAUCAAAUGAAAUAAAAGAAAAGAGAAAACCUAUUUUUGUAUUGCAAGGAGAUUACUCCAUCGAGUUUAGUAGGAGAGAGAGAAGGGUUUGGGAUAAGAGAGAUCGCUGUGUUUACUGCAAUGAGGAUGUCACAAAUUUUUCCAGACAUCUUUUCAGGAAACAUUCAGAAGAAGAAUGCGUCAAAAAAAUUUUGAACUUUCCCAAGAAUCAUUCGAGUAGAAAAAAAUUAAUCAAUUCAUUGAGAAAAGAUGGUAAUUUCAGUCUUUAUAUAGAAAACACUAUAAGACCUGUUCAAAGGCCUUCAACUUUGACAUCAGGAAAUCUCAAUUAUUAUCCUUCUGGAAGUUCAUCAAAAUGGAUCGAUGGGCCAAGUACGUUGAGGAGAUAUGCUAAAUCAUGUGGUGCCGAAAAUCCAGAGACUAUAACUUCUUCCAGACUAAGGAAACAGAUAGCUACUGUUCUGCAAAUUUUGAAUUUGAGUGAGGUAGAAAUGGAACAAAUAGCAAAAUUUAUGGGCCAUACGAAAAAAACACAUGAACAAUUUUACAGGUUACCUCAAGAUUUGUUUCAAACCUCAAAAGUGGCAAAGUUACUAUUGAUGACGAUGGAAAAAGGCAUAAGUACCGAAGAACAAGGAAAGACAAUUGAAGAAAUUGAUUUUGAAUUAGGAACUUGGGAAGAAAAUGAAAAAAAUGUAGAUAAUGAGGAUGCAUCUGUUUUGCCUCCCGAUGACUCUACAAUGGAGAUUCAAGAGAACCCAUAUGAAUCGGAACUGAGAGUUUCUGAACUGACAAUAGCUAGAGAUGACUUCAAAGACCGCAAAAAACAUCUUCGAGGGACAUGGGAUAAGGACCAGAAAAAAAUAAUGCAGCAAUACUUCAAAAAUCAUAUCAAGAAAAAGAUUGCACCGAGAAAAGGAGAAUGUUUAGAAUUCAAAGAGAAAUAUUCGGAGAAAUUUGAAAAUAAGUCUUGGUUACAGAUCAAAACAUUCAUAUAUAAUAGUUAUAGGGUGAAUUGAAAAAAGUUUAUAAUGCUGUGAGGUUUCAAAAUGAGGAAAUGACUCAACAUUCUUUCGAUAUUUCGAAAGCAAUUAUUAAUUCUAUAAGUAUUGAAAAUUUCUCUAUCUGUAUUUCAAUAAUUUGUGAUUAUGUAAACAAUAAAAAAUGGUCUGAAUGAA